AUGAACUUCGACACAGAGAAAUUCAUUGUUGAAAUUCAACAACGAGAAGCUAUUUGGAAUUGUGAAGGAGCAGUUUAUAAGAAUAGAGAUUUAAAACGGAAACAGUGGGAAGAAUUAGUAGAUAUUUUUGGAAAAGAAGAGAUGACAACAGAGGCAAAAAAAAGUCUUGGAAAAGAAUUACAAAAGAAAUGGAAGAACAUUAGGGAUAAUUUCGUGAAAGCUCUAAAGGACAAUGUUACCAGGAGUGGGUCAGCGGCUAAGAAAAAGACUCAAUACAUAUUUUACAAUAAUUUAAUGUUUUUGAAGGACACAGUAUCUAUCAAUGAAACUGAUUCAAGCAUGCAAAGGCAAGAAAAUGAAAGAAAUGAAACAGAAAACGUAGCUGACCCAGUCGUAGUACCACCGCCAAAACGAAAAAAAAAGAAAAAUAAAGAAGAUGAUAUAGGAGUUGAAUUGAUUAACGUCUUAAAUAAGAAUGUAGAGUUGAAAAAGGCGGAAGAAGAUGAAGAUAGACUUUUCUUUUUGUCGUUGGUUAGUGAAAUAAAAAAAGUGCCUGAACAUAUACGCCUACGUACAAAAUCUCAAAUAAUGCAAGUCAUUACUGAAGCCCAAACGUCUGGAUACAACUACUGUAACUCUACUUGGGAUUACGUACGACCAUUCUACAACCAAGGGCCAUCCCAAGGAUAUCAGACACCAUCAUUUGCUAGAAAUAAUAACCCACCACCACCGCCCUCAGUUCCACCUACACACCGUGGAACAUGUAAUCAAGAACAAUCUGUAAUGUCUCCUGAAUCAACAUAUUCACAGAUAUCUCAAGAAUCUGAUUAUCUAGAUCUUUUUAAUGAUAAUAAUUCUCAGUAAUAGUUAUAGUUUACUACUUUUUUUAUUCAAUUAUAAACCCACAUUGCGAUUAAAAUUAAAACAUAAUAACUACUAAAACUUUUUUUAUUUUUAUCAUACUUACCUUAAUGUUAUU
This is a messenger RNA of Amyelois transitella, 979 nucleotides long. RefSeq lists its product as uncharacterized. Gene Ontology annotation, molecular function: DNA binding. Lineage: Eukaryota; Metazoa; Arthropoda; Insecta; Lepidoptera; Pyralidae. Bases 1 to 864 code for a protein of 287 amino acids. The record is from RefSeq and is a predicted model, not a curated record. The transcript is spliced from 2 exons. Gene Ontology annotation, biological process: regulation of transcription by RNA polymerase II. Gene Ontology annotation, cellular component: nucleus; transcription regulator complex.